UUGGACCUAUGUUGUUAUAUAUUCUCUGGAGCAUCGCUUGGCGUUUUGAGCAACCUGGCAGGAGGAGCGUCAUAAUAGUAAUUUUGUACAAAAGUUGUGAUUAAACAAUUUCAAACUGACGGCGGAAAUGAGUUCUUAUCUUCAAGUAGCAGAGGACGAAGGCGAGGAACCUAUAGAGUUACCGACUGAAGAUGAUAGUACGUUAUUGCUCUCAACUUUGGCCGCCCAGUUCCCAGGAACUUGUGGGUUAAAGUACCGUAACCCAGAAUCACGAGCAAUGAGAGGAGUGCGUUUGGUGGAAGGAAGGUUACACCCUCCAGAAAGUGGAUGGGGAAAUUGUGUGUACUACUGUGUGUUUCCUAAAGAAAAUAAACGUAAGUCGGACGAUCACUUGGAAAAUUCUACAGCAAAGACGAAGCGCAUGGAAACGAAAUUGAAAUGUUCGGAUCUUAUCGUUCUUGGGUUACCGUGGAAAACGACGGAACAGCAGUUGCGAGAGUAUUUUGAGUCAUUUGGUGAAGUGCUUAUGGCUCAGGUUAAAAAAGAUCCUAAAUCUGGUCAGUCAAAAGGGUUUGGAUUCAUCCGCUUCGGGACCUAUGAGUCACAGAUGCGAGUUUUAGCACAGAGACAUAUGAUUGAUGGCCGAUGGUGUGAUGUCAAGAUUCCAAACUCUAAGGAGGGCCAGAUUCAGCAGGUUCCAUGCAAGGUGUUUGUGGGUCGGUGCACUGAGGACAUGCAGUCUGAAGACUUGCGCGAGUAUUUCUCCAAGUAUGGUGAAGUCACAGAUGUUUUCAUACCCAAACCAUUUCGAGCAUUUGCAUUUGUAACCUUCCUGGAUCCAGAGAUUGCCCAGGGUCUGUGUGGAGAGGACCACAUCAUCAAAGGUGUGUCGGUUCAUGUGAGUAAUGCUGCCCCAAAGACUGAUCCAAAUGGACGGUCAUAUGGUGGUGGGGCAGGGGUGGGGGCUGGAGGACCUCGGGGUGGAACUGGUACUCGUGAGCCAAAAAACUUGGCAGGCCCCUUCGGUGGGGGGGCAGGUACAGCACAUCAUUAUCACCACCAACAUCAUGGGGGCCCUGGGGGCAGCAACAUGGGAGCCGGAGCAGGAGGCUGGAACCAGGGUGGUCCAGCUAACAGAGGGAACAUUGAUAUGCCAAAUCUUCAGGCACUGGGUAUAACAGGUCAGCCAGGAGCUGCAGGUGGUGGUGGGGCACAGAAUAUGAAUAAUCCAUUAGGUAUGGGAACUCUGAAUUUGGGAGCUCUACCUAUGAAUCCAGCCAUAGUUGCUGCAGCAUUAAAUCAGGCAGGUUGGGGACUGAUAGGAAAUUUGCAAGGGAAUCAGGCACCGGGGGGUGGAGGUGAUGGUACUCCUCAAGGAUUUGGCAAUCCUGCAACAACAGCAGGUUUUGGGGCAGCACCAGCAGGACCACAGCAAGGGGCAGCACCACCUGCAGCAACAGGUCAGGCAGGGGGUGGGUUUCUUAGUUGGAUGAAUCAAGGGGCAGCAGGAGGAGCAAGCGAUGCUGGUCAGGGUGCAGGUGCUCCAGGAUCAAAUGCUCCUCAGCAACCUGGUUCCUGGCCUCAGAGAGGAAAUAAGCAGGAGAGCUUCCUGAAAUAUGAAUGAGUAUGAUGCUGGAAAAAUACAUAAAAUUGCAUACAACUGUGCUCACGUAUCACUCAUUCAUCCUGUCAUCAUUUAUUUGCAGACUUUGGGACAAAGAGUGAAUAUUCUGGAAAACAUUAACACAUUCUUAAAUAUAAUUAAAUUUUUAAUUUAAUUUUAGUUUCCUAUUGUGAAAGGAGCUAUAAUGGGUGAGUGAUAUACUUGGACUUGGUUGUAUGUUGUGUGUUUGGCUCUUGAAUGUGUUUUAGAUCCAGGGUGAAGAAACAAAUGAAAACAGUCUAAAGUAUAAAGCAAAUUAUCAGUCCCUUUUUUAUUGUUGACAGUUAAAAUUAUGUCUGCAUCUUUGUAGUGUAUUUGCUCACAGUUAUGAUAAAGUUUAAUAUACCACAAUACACACGUGACUAUCUUUCAGUGUUUCACUGAAACUAGUAUUUCAGCUAGGGCCAGUUAUAGGGUUAUGUAGUCAUUUAUUUAGUAUAUCCUGUCAAGAAUUAUGAGCAAAAAUGCUUAACAAAAGUUCUAUCAUUCUGAAAAGUUUAAAAUCUGUUAUCUUUUUGCAUUUCUUUUUCAAACACUAAGAUAUGCUGAGAGAUUACAUCCUCAGAAAUGUUGUAAGACAUCAGUCAUAUAUACCCUUAUGCGGAAUUCUUUUUGUAACCCAUUAAAUUAUGUGUACAAUUACAUAUACAAGAAUUUUAUUUGUAUACCUUAUGGUCUUUAUUGUCUAUACAGGAAAAUUUGUAGAAUAGGCUCUUUACAAUUUUUGUAAUAUUCUUAGGUAUAAGCAUGGUUUAUCUGUAAAAUAGAAUCUUUGAUUUUGCUGUGUUUCAAGCAUAUUUACUCAGUUCUUGGCUGUUCUGGAUAUUAUCUUUCAUUCAUAUUAUGAAUUUGCUCACAUGAGAUUUAGCUCAUACACGUCUCUGCAUAACUACCCAUUUAUGUUUCUGAAUGGUAUUGUGACAUUAACUGUACCUCAAGCUUUUCUGG
Messenger RNA from Cryptotermes secundus, 2611 nucleotides. RefSeq names its product TAR DNA-binding protein 43 (gene TBPH). NCBI's taxonomy places the organism in Eukaryota, Metazoa, Arthropoda, Insecta, Blattodea, Kalotermitidae. The record is from RefSeq and is a predicted model, not a curated record. Gene Ontology annotation, molecular function: RNA binding. The transcript has 4 exons. Gene Ontology annotation, biological process: regulation of gene expression. Gene Ontology annotation, cellular component: nucleoplasm. The coding region runs from base 128 to 1624 and encodes 498 amino acids.